Molecule: messenger RNA, 795 nt
Organism: Colletotrichum higginsianum IMI 349063
Lineage: Eukaryota; Fungi; Ascomycota; Sordariomycetes; Glomerellales; Glomerellaceae
Product: Ras family protein
Exons: 1
Coding region: 1-795 (264 amino acids)
Biological process (GO): signal transduction
Cellular component (GO): plasma membrane
Molecular function (GO): GTP binding; GTPase activity; GDP binding
Source: RefSeq, a predicted model, not a curated record
AUGUCAAUCUCACAGAAACCUCCGGUACCAAUCUCCAUCACCAUCUGCGGUGAUGGCGGCUGCGGAAAGUCCUCCAUAACCCUUCGUCUUGUCCGCUCCCAGUGGACCUCUGAAUACGACCCCACCAUCGAGGACUCGUACUCCAUCACCCGCAAGAUCGACGGCCAGAACUACCACUUGUCCCUGACCGACACGGCCGGCCAGGAGGAAUAUCGCGGCAUGUGGGCCUCGUCCAAUCUCGGCGCUGACGCCUUCCUGCUCGUCUACGACAUCACCUCCCGCGACUCGCUCGACGCUCUCCAAUACUUCAACGACCUGAUCGAUAUGGAGGCCGAAACCCGCCUCGACAACGCCGACCGCGCCAAGCGCGCUGGUCUCUCCCCAUCCUCCUACCGCGACACCGUCUCCGCAACCCCGGGCGCUAAGACCGUCCCUCCUGUCAAGAUCGUUGCCGGCAACAAGUGUGACCUACAGGAGUCCCGCGAUGUACCCGCCGCCAUGGGCCUGGACUGGGCUCGCCGCCGCGGAUGCGGUUUCAUGGAGACGAGCGCUCGCCUCGAGGUCAACAUUGAGGAGACGUUCGCUCUUAUUGUCCGCCGCGUCGUUGAGGCGAGGCGUAUGGCGGAGCUGGGCGUCAACGAGAACAUGGAGAUGGACCGCCGGGGCAUGACAAAGCCCCUGAGCCCGCUGCCGACGGGUAGUGAGAACGAGAAGCACGGACCGGGCCCGCAGGGUCUCAACGUUCACAGCAAGAUGGGCAAGGGAUCCAUAUGGAAGAAGCUCCGGUGCUGGUGA